Messenger RNA from Entelurus aequoreus (snake pipefish), 2197 nucleotides. RefSeq lists its product as uncharacterized. Bases 560 to 1588 code for a protein of 342 amino acids. The record is from RefSeq and is a predicted model, not a curated record. The transcript has 13 exons. Lineage: Eukaryota; Metazoa; Chordata; Actinopteri; Syngnathiformes; Syngnathidae.
GGAGAAGAAGACUGCACGCGUGCACAAUUGAAGCUGCUCCGUGAGACAAAGAAGGACGAAGGCUAACUACUUCCAGAAUCCCGAUUUUAAAGCAAUUUGGUGCCCAAUCCAUUUAUCACAAGUUGGCUGUUAUAAAGUUUCCAAACUGACCAAAGACCAACGAAUGACUUCUGAAGAAGGGUGGAUUUAUUUGUAGUUUAGUUAAACAAUAAUUUGCCCCGUCAGUGAUAUGGUUUGAAUGCUGCCUGAACGUUCCGAAUUUGGCAGACACGGUGAGGACAAUGCUGAGGAAAAUUGCCACAAACAAAGUCCUGGAGCAGCUUGGCCUCCGUGGAAAGUCAGGAAAAGUGGCGUUUGAGGACUUGCCGCUUUACAGAAUAAUAAAUAAGGGGUGUUUACAAGCAGAUGACCACAGCUGAAGUGGAUUGUGAGCUUGGAGAGGUCCUGAAACUGGCCACUUUUCGAAAGGGAGGUUCAAAAUUUGAGGAGAAGAGGAGGAAUUAAGAGGGAGGACAAAAAAGGAAAAAGAAACAAGCAAAAGAACAGAGUGAGAUGAGAGAUGGCUCCUUCUUUUGUGGUCGUUGAGUUCCUUGGUGAACAUUCAGUCGCUGUUGUCCCAACCAAAUGGACAGAAGAUGAUGGAAAGAAUACAUUCUGCUAUUGGCCAAGGCCAAAUCCUACCCACUCCAGAAUCCGGAAAGCUGAGAUUCCUGACAAACAAUUCUGGGAGAGGCUGCCAAUUCGGGUUUUCAGGAAAAUAUUGACUGAAGACUUUGACAAGGCCCUUCAAUACGAAAAACAAGCUAAAAUGUUUUCGAGCCCAGAAGAAGUGUUAACCAAACGGAGCCACAUCACCCCUGAACGCUAUAGAAACGAUGAGGAAAAUGUGUUUGAUGCUGACGCGAGUACCAGACCACUUCAGCCAGUACCAGCCAAGGCAUCCAGGCCGACCUCACAGCCAAGCGAGAAGCAGCACUUCCAGGCUCAGUCCAGACAGGAAUGCAUCCAGCUCAAGCCAGUACCAGACUGCUCAAGCCAGUACCAGACCACUCCAGCCAGUACGAGUCAGUACCAGACCGCUCCAAGAAGCAGCAGGAAUGCCCUUGACAGUGAACUUUUCCAGUUGAACAUGAAAGUUCAAAAUAUACUUGAGAACCAGGGAGAAAUUAUGCGCAUGCUGAGAGGGCUGGCAGCACCGUCUGUGGGGCCAGAAUCUGUGGAUGUUCAGCCUUUCGAGACUCUUGAGCAGCUGAAGGCCUUCUGUGAACGGCUCGACACUGAUCUUCUGCUCAGAAAGCAGCUGGUGAAAGCUUGUACUGCUCUUGGUGGGCAGAAUUUGGCAGACACGGUGAGGACAAUGCUGAGGAAAAUUGCCACAAACAAAGUCCUGGAGCAGCUUGGCCUCCGUGGAAAGUCAGGAAAAGUGGCGUUUGAGGACUUGCCCCUUUACAGAAUAAUAAAUAAGGCAUGCAGGGGUGUUUACAAGCAGACGACCACAGCUGAAGUGGAUUGUGAGCUUGGAGAGGUCCUGAAACUGGCCACUUUUCGAAAGGGAGGUUCAAAAUUUGAUGAGAAGAGGAGGAAGUAAGAGGGAGGACAAAAAAGGAAAAAGAAACAAGCAAAAGAACAGAGUGAGAUGAGAGGAUUUGGGUUUCCCUGCUUGGGCUGCUGCCCCCGCGACCCGACCUCGGAUAAGCGGAAGAAGAUGGAUGGAUGGAUGGAUGGAUUUACUUCCAGGAAGAGAACCAAGAAGGGGCAGGAUACACUGACGCGCACGGCCAAGACCACUGCAUUCCAUUCCAUUUAUAAAUGAUAAAUGGGUUAUAUGUCAAAGCGCUUUGAGUACCUUGAAGGUAGAAAAGCGCUAUACAAGUAUAUACUUGUAUAGCGCUUUUCUACCUUCAAGGUACUCAAAGCGCAAUUGACAGUAUUUCCACAUUCACCCAUUCACACACACAUUCACACAUUGAUGGAGGGAGCUGCCAUGCAAGGCGCUACCAGCACCCAUCAGGAGCAAGGGGGAAGUGUCUUGCCCAAGGACACAACGGACGUGCCUGGGAUGGAAGAAGGUGGGGAUUGAACCCCAGUAACCAGCAACCCUCCGAUUGCUGGCACGGCCACUCUACCAACUUCGCCACGCCGUCCCCAUUUUUGUAUUAUAUCACUAAUAAAGAAUUAUUUCUGUUGAAAUCACUAU